Chlamydomonas reinhardtii is the source of this 912-nucleotide messenger RNA. RefSeq lists its product as uncharacterized. NCBI's taxonomy places the organism in Eukaryota, Viridiplantae, Chlorophyta, Chlorophyceae, Chlamydomonadales, Chlamydomonadaceae. The transcript is spliced from 3 exons. The record is from RefSeq and is a predicted model, not a curated record. The coding region runs from base 211 to 462 and encodes 83 amino acids.
AACAAAUCCCACAUAGAUCGUCCGCCGCAACUUGACACGACUGGCGGCCAGCAGCAUACUAUAAAUGGACGGCGCUGGUGGCGGGAUGGAGCUGGGGGAGCGGGACUUCGACACGGCUGGAAGCGGAGAAUCGGCCCUGGCAGCGCUGCGUUCGGCCUCCCUUCCCGAUGAGUUCUGGAUGCUAUCUUACAAGGUCUCUAGAAAAUUGUGAUGUGUAUUUUCGUGCAUUCGAGCGUCAGCGCGCGGCUCGAGCGCAGUGGGCCGGGUUCUUGCCUGCUUCCAGCCUGCGAUGCCACCCGGUUCCGCUCGUUGAGCGCGGCGGCGAGGGCGUGUCUCAUCCACCACCAUGUUGUUCCUGUUGGCGCGCACAACGACCCACCAACGAAACACCACGAGCGCCGUACGCGUGUGAUGGGUCCUUCCGGGUCAUCAUUGACAAGCCUGGACGCACUGCACGCCUAAGGGGGCAUCCGGCGAGAGGGCUGGGACGUUAGGUGGGGGCAUCAGCACAGGGGUGCAUCAGCAGGUGUAAGCAGAGGGAACGGCCGGGGCAGGUAAGGGGGUGGGACAGGGCGCGCUUGUCUUUGUUUGUGCGGAGGCCAUAUGGUGGGAUGCCGAUGGGGAACUCGCUCGCUCGCAUGUAGGUAGGCGUGGCCGCAUCGGCGGGCGGUGGGCGAGGUGAAGCAACAUUUAGCGGUUAGCGCAGCGGGCGGCCAGUGGUGGCCAAUGUUCCGCCGGUGCCGUUGUACCGUAUAUUCUUUUUGAACAAAACCGGACUGGUCAGUGCAUACCUUGUCAGUGCACACACGGUGGACUGUGCAUACGGGUAGCUCUCGCGUGCACAGACGUGGGUGCGCCGCGCUGUGGGCGCGAAAAAAUUCCGGAAGCGGCCUGUUGACGCCCAAGCCCUUU